Armigeres subalbatus is the source of this 1467-nucleotide messenger RNA. RefSeq lists its product as uncharacterized. Gene Ontology annotation, molecular function: nucleic acid binding. The record is from RefSeq and is a predicted model, not a curated record. The coding region runs from base 1 to 1467 and encodes 488 amino acids. NCBI's taxonomy places the organism in Eukaryota, Metazoa, Arthropoda, Insecta, Diptera, Culicidae. Gene Ontology annotation, biological process: DNA integration. The transcript has a single exon.
AUGAAACUGAGCAACUAUCUUUCUGUUACCAGUACCCAACUGGAUGAAAUAAUUCAAGAAACAGAAGCAGAUCCAACAAUGCAGCUGAUCGUUGAAUACAUCCAAAAUGGGUGGCCGAUGAAAGUCGAGAGCGUUCCAGACAGUGUUAAAAUGUAUUACGGUUAUCGGAGCGAAUUGUCAACGCAGGAUGGCUUGAUCUUCCGUAAUGAUCGUAUUCUUAUUCCACAUUCGUUGCGGAAGAAGUUAGUGGAGAAAUGUCACGCUAGUCACAAUGGCAUGGAAUCGACGUUGAGAUUGGCAAGGGCCAACCUGUUCUGGCCUGGUAUGGCCUGUCAAAUUAAGGAAACGGUGAAAACCUGUGGUAUCUGUGCAAAGUUUGCUGCGUCACAACCGAAUCCUUCAAUGAAGAGUCACGAGAUUCCCAUUCACCCGUUUCAGCUCGUGUCUAUGGACGUUUUUUUCGCACAGGUGAAUGGCGUGAAAGGCAAGUUUCUGAUAACUGUGGACCACUUUUCAGACUUUUUUGAGGUGAACCGCCUGAACGAUUUGAGCCCCGAUUCUGUUAUUAUCGCUUGCAAACAAAAUUUCAGCCGCUAUGGAGUACCGCAAAGAGUCGUGACCGACAAUGGAACGAAUUUUUCAAGUCAUAAAAUGAAGAAGUUUGCGGCUGAUUGGGAUUUUGAAUUGACUUCAUCGUCUCCACACCAUCAACAGGCCAACGGAAAAGCGGAGGCGGCUGUAAAAAUCGCUAAACAUCUUAUGAAGAAAGCCGAGGAGAGUGGUAAUGACUUCUGGUAUGCUCUUCUUCAUUGGCGGAACAUCCCAAACAAGAUUGGCUCCAGCCCAGUGGCACGACUGUUUUCGCGUUCCACUCGUUGUGGCGUUCCUACCGCCGCCGCUAAUCUUCUUCCAAAAGUGGUCGAAAAUGUACCGGCUAAAAUUGAAGAGAACCGUAAGCGCGCUAAACUACACUAUGACAAAAAGACAAGAAACUUACCUGAAUUAGAAAUAGGAUCUCCAGUCUACGUUCAACUGCAUCCUGAAUCGUCAAAGGAGUGGAGUCCAGGAGCUGUAUCCCACCGGUUAAAUGACAGGUCAUACACAGUGAACGUAAACGGAACUAAUUAUCGUCGUUCGUUGGUCCAUUUGAAGCCUCGUAAGGAGCCCAAUACGCAACCUAGCCGUGAAAUGCGCAAUCCUGAACCGAUUUCGAGCGUCAAUCCGUGUAGCUCACAACAAGACGAAGGUACAUCGACGGAGUGUUUACCUUCAUUUCAUGUUGAAGCAACCACCUCAUCAUCACCACCGCUGCUACCUACGGUUAUGCAACAAUCAUCAAGUGACUCAACACCGACGAUGACUACGAUGACAAGAACGGACAUCGGCUCUAAAUCGAAAAGGGUUUCUCCCGUUAUACCGACCAAAUCAGACCGACCGAAAAGGACGAUUCGUCUUCCAGAAAAAUGA